AUUUGUAGACGGCUUUCGCUGCUCUGCAUCACAUUUCUCGUUCCCCAAUUUUUCCAUACAAGCAGAACAGAUGGCGUCGCUGGUGGAACUGGUUGAACCCCUACCACUUAGGUUUGAACGGGAGUGCUUUCUUUUGAGUGACACUCAGGUGGCAAAUGUUGAUGCGGCUCUCGCAUCUUGCAGUCGGCAGUUAAGGUCUCUGGUCAAUUCUAGGGCGGCGGUCAAUUGCUUGCCACCGGAGAUUCUCAAGUUGAUAUUCGACCAUGUGGUCGUGCAUCGGUGGCUCAGGAUGGCCUUUGAGCCAGCCUGGACUUCUGAGUACUUGUCCUUGGACCCCUCGAACUAUAGUUCCGUGAUACCUGCCACAACACAGGUCUGUCGAUACUGGCGAGGUCUCGCUUUACGGACACCGUCCUUGUGGAGGAUCCUCGAUCCGACGGCCCCAAUCGAACUACGGGAUCUAUUGUUCGAGAGAUCUGCCGGAGCACAGCUGACGGUCAACGUCUCCUACGAUGUCUCCCCGUGGCUCAAGUCCAAACUCAUCUCGGAUUGCGGGCGUGUCAAGGAGCUCAGUGCUCAGGCUCUGCGGGCAAGUCAAGUGGUCGACCUAGUCGAUUUCCCCGCGCCCAUGUUGCAAAUUGCAAGUGUCGAGCAGUCACGCAGGCGGCAACUUGGGAGCGCAGAGCUGUUGCUGUUCAGAGGAGAUGCUCCACGUCUCUUCCGACUCUUCUUAAUGAACAUCACAUGGCGACCGAUAAACGCGUUUGGCUCCCUUGCCCAGUUAUACCUCCGCAACUGCAAAUGGUCGCAACCAUUGAGGUCGCUCGCUCAGCUCCUCUGCGCCACCCCCAACCUUGUUGACUUGGUCUUGCAUCAAAUGGACGUUGUCGCCGACGACACAGACAUCAAUAUCCCGCGUGCCAGGCUAGUAAAAUUGGAACGCCUCACGUUGACGUUGACAUCUAGUACAGCCAUCCGUAAUGUUCUCAAGAUUGUACAGCUCGGGUCGCAGACGUCUGUCUCGAUGUAUGGCGACCCGCAUGCUGCGCGAGAUCCUCAUAUAUUGGACGACAUUCGCAUAUCGAAGGGCAUGAUCAAUGACGCACCGUACAAGUUCUACCUCCAGCACAAUCUCGCGCGGGCGGGAAAAGCUCACUGUAUCCUCGCGGGUACAAGCUCAGCCAUUCUCUGCGAAAACAUGUCAAUCGACGUCUCCGAAAACAGUGUCAGAUUGGGUGAAGUGGAUUAUUACGCCUUCGGGUUUCCGCAGGAGGCCGACACCUCUUCGAUUCGCGACGCUUGGAUCAUCGAGCCCGACAAGGACGACGACGACGACUUAGGAUUCUUCCCGGAGGAUAUGUUGAAUUUUUUGCGGCGCUUGGCCAACGUUGAGAGCCUAACGAUGCUCUCUCCAACGUUUUCCCUCUUCACUGCGGCACUGGCAUUAUCCCCGACUCCCGAUGCUUGCAAGCGGCUGUCUUCGAUGCAUAUCCUAUUCUACGGGUCUUCAUCUGCGCCAGCCUUAGUCCUCGAAUCACUUGCUGCAGACCAAGAUCUCCACGUGCGUAACGUGACGAUUGGUUACCUCCCGGGCUUCAAAAAUGAUCGUGUCUUUAUGACGGAGUUCGACGCCUAUUUCGACUCCGUAGAGUAUGUUUCAUACACUCAAGUGCCACGCAUGGACUUGCCGCCCACUUGCACAGUCGAUCCGCACUCCUUCUGGCCACAAUGGCCUCUGUCCAGCUGGACGAGGGAGAUUGAAAAAGUAGCCGGGCUGUCUCGUCGUCGGAUGGGAUAAAUUCGCAGCCGCCCGUUGUUUCGUCCCCCAACCCAUAUAUGUCCCGACUCGCAGCAGUACACAAUCGCCGUGCUUCUUAUAUGUCGUGAUACAUAGGACCGGCGGUGACCACAUUGCGCCUCAGCAAAACUUGCCAGUGGUCCGCCGUGGCAAACGAGGUCGAGCCCACUUCAGGUUUGACACCAAAUUUCGAGUCGUCGGAUGUAUUUGAGCCAUGCAGUUAUAUUCAACUUCAUUGUCAGUACGCGAUUCGAAUUCGAAGGAGGACUGAACACUAGAUUCAAUAAGUAGGAACUUGCCAUAUUGGGAG
Messenger RNA from Fomitopsis serialis, 2108 nucleotides. RefSeq lists its product as uncharacterized. Lineage: Eukaryota; Fungi; Basidiomycota; Agaricomycetes; Polyporales; Fomitopsidaceae. The record is from RefSeq and is a predicted model, not a curated record. The transcript has 4 exons. Bases 71 to 1798 code for a protein of 575 amino acids.